AUGUCCGGGCAAACAAGUGAGCCGAAGGUUUACACAGAGGAUGAUUUCAAAGAAGUUGCAGUAUCAUCAUCGACUGAAGACUUUACGGAGCUUGAGCGUGCCAAACUCAUCAAUAUUUGCGGCGUGGACAAGGAUGGCCGCCCUGUAAUUGUCGUCGCCGCUUGUCGUUUUCCGAACAAUAACACAAAAGAGCAUCAGCAGUUGCUCAGAUUUAUCAAAGCAAAAUUAGAUAUUUACGUGGAAAAUGACUACUCUGUAAUCUACUUCCACCACGGCUAUCACAAAGCGAACAAGCCCUCAUUUGCUUGGCUCAAAUCUGCCUAUCAAGAGUUCGACAGAAAAUACAAGAAAAACAUCAAACGACUCAUCGUUGUCCACCCAACAAGCUGGAUGAAAAUGAUCUGGACAAUGAUGAAGCCCUUUAUUUCCGCGAAGUUUGGGCGAAAACUCCUCUAUGUAAAUCAUCUCGCAGAGCUCAAAGAGUUCAUUUGGCUAAAUCAAAUUCCGAUUCCAGUUGAAGUUCAAAACUUCGACGAGUCAAAGCUGAAAUCUCAAGGGCUAGAGACGAUAAAUGACGGAACUACAAUCGCCCCAGAGUCCCAGUUUUCCGUUGAGCUAGACGUACUGAUUCAAAAGCAAGGAGACCUGCCGAUUGUCCCGAAAGAAAUUAUCGAAUUCUUGCUCAAAGACGACAAUAUCAAGAUCGAGGGAAUUUUCAGAAGAUCCGCUUCAAACUUGGCGAUAAGAGAUAGCAAGACAAUAUACGACCAAGGAAAGACAGUUGAAUUCAAUGAGCCAAUCCUUCCCUCUGCGUUAUUAAAACUAUGGUUUCGUUCACUGCCGCGCUCGAUUAUACCUUCUCACUGUCUGAGAGAAAUGGAAAAUGUUGUCAAAGCCUCUCCAGAAAACAAAAUAGAACUCAUCAAAGAAACAAUCAUUUCUCGGAUCGAUGAAUCACACGUGCCUCUUCUGAAAUUCUUGAUGAACUUCCUUGCAAAAGUAGCGGAGGAAGAAAAUUCGAAUAAAAUGGGAAGUCCGCAACUAGCGAUUGUUUUCGGGCCUUGCCUCUGCUGGAAUAACUCGCCGUCCGGAGGAAUUGAAGAUAUCGGGACGAUCAACAACCUGAUAAAGUGGUUGAUUGAUCACCACGAAAAGAUAUUUUCAUGA
This is a messenger RNA of Oikopleura dioica, 1167 nucleotides long. Lineage: Eukaryota; Metazoa; Chordata; Appendicularia; Copelata; Oikopleuridae. The record is from the annotation of a GenBank genome assembly.